This is a messenger RNA of Cylicocyclus nassatus, 333 nucleotides long. The record is from the annotation of a GenBank genome assembly. NCBI's taxonomy places the organism in Eukaryota, Metazoa, Nematoda, Chromadorea, Rhabditida, Strongylidae.
AUGAAAGAGCUAGAUUUGGAAUACAAUUGCGAUUUGGAAAAGUUAGCAUAUCAAAGAAUACAAACCUGCAAAAAAGCACUCUAUAGCAGCAAAACGCAUAACAGCGCCGUAAUAAGAAAACAUCUUGGUCAAGAGAAAGUCAUGGCUUUCGUGAGGGCUUUCUCCUACUGGCGAAAUGACAAGCAGAAGCGGACCAGUAAAGAUAACAAGCCGCAAACCGAGUACGACAAGCUGACUUGGAAGUCAACAUCGGCUUUCGGUUGCGCAGUGAAGCAAUGCAAGAAACGGGGUGAAAAGUUCACUCUUGUGGACUGCAAAUACGACUACGAGUAA